Staurois parvus is the source of this 366-nucleotide messenger RNA. The record is from the annotation of a GenBank genome assembly. NCBI's taxonomy places the organism in Eukaryota, Metazoa, Chordata, Amphibia, Anura, Ranidae.
GGUCAGAGACUGCAGACACGAUACAAGAGACGGUCAGAGACUGCAGACACGAUACAAGAGACGGUCAGAGACUGCAGACACAAUACAGGAGACGGUCAGAGACUGCAGACACAAUACAGGAGACGGUCAGAGACUGCAGACACACGGUACUGGAGACGGUCAGAGACUGCAGACACGGUACAGGAGACGGUCAGAGACUGCAGACACGGUACAGGAGACGGUCAGAGACUGCAGACACGAUACAGGAGACGGUCAGAGACUGCAGACACGGUACAGGAGACGGUCAGAGACUGCGGACACGAUACAGGAGACGGUCAGAGACUGUGGACACGAUACAGGAGAUGGUCAGAGACUGCAGAAGUGAUA